Paramuricea clavata is the source of this 3977-nucleotide messenger RNA. The record is from the annotation of a GenBank genome assembly. NCBI's taxonomy places the organism in Eukaryota, Metazoa, Cnidaria, Anthozoa, Malacalcyonacea, Plexauridae.
AUGUUUCUCGCGGUGAGGACAAGGUUUCUGGCGGUGAGAACAAGGUUCCUGGCGGUGAUGACAAGGUUCCUGGCGGGGGACGCCGAGGUUGCUGGCGGUGAAGACAAAGUUCCUGGUGGUAAGGACAAGAUUCUUGGCGGUGAGGACAAGGUUUCUGGCGGCGAGGACAAGGUUCCUUGCGGUGAGGACAAGGUUCCUGGCGGUGAGCACAAGGUUUUUGGCCGUGAAAAAAGUUCCUGACGCUGAGGACAAGGUUCCUGGCGGUGAUGACAAGGUUCCUGGCGGUGAAGACAAGGUUACUGGCUGUGAAAAAAGUUCCUGACACUCAGGACAAGGUUCCUACCGGUGAGGACAAGGUUCCUGGCGGUGAGGACAAGGUUCCUGGAGGCGAGUACAAGGUUCCUGGCGGUGAGGACAAGAUUCCUGGCGGUGAGGACAAGGUUCCUGGCGUUGAGGACAAGGUUCUUGGCGUUGACGACAAGGUUCCUGGCGGCGAGGACAAGGUUUCUGGUGGUGAGGACAAGGUUCCUGGCGGUGAGGACAAGGUUUCUGGCUGUGAAAAAUGUUCCUGACACUGAGGACAAGGUUCCUACCGGUGAGGACAAGGUUCCUGCCAGUGAAGGCAAGGUUCCUGGCGGUGAGGUCAAGGUUCCUGGCGGAGAGGACAGGGUUCCUGGAGGUGAGCUCAAGGUUCCUGCCGGUAAGGACAAGGUUCCUGCCGGUGAGGGGAAGUUUCCUGGUGGUGAGGACAAGGUUCCUGGCGGUGAGGUUAAGGUUCCUGGCGGUGAGGACAAGGUUGCUGGCGGUCAGGACAAGGUUUCUGGCGGUCAGCACAAGGUUGCUGGCUGUGAGGACAAGGCUUCUGGCGGUGAGGACAAUGUUCUUGGCGGUGAGAACAAGGUUCCUGCCUGUAAUGACAAGCCUCCUGGCGGUGAGGACAAGGUUCCUGGCGGUGAGGACAAGGUUCCUGGCGUUGAGGACAACGUUCACGGCGGUGAGGACAAGAUUUCUGGCUGUGAAAAAAGUUCCUGACGCUGAGUACAAGGCUCCUACCGGUGAGGACAAGGUUCCUGCCAGUGAGGACAAGAUUCCUGGCGGUGAGGACAAGGUUCCUGACGGCGAGGACAAGGUUGCUGGCGGAGAGCACAAGGUUUCUGGCGGUGAGCACAAGGUUGCUGCCGGUGGGGACAAGGUUCCUGGCGGCGAGGACAAGGUUCUUGGCGGUGAGUCCAAGGUUCCUGGCGGUGAGGAUAACGCUCCAGGCGGUGAGAAAAAGGUUCCUGGCGGUGAGGACAAGGUUCCUGGCGGUGUCCACAAAGUUCCUGGCGUUGAGGACAAGGUUCCUGGCGGUGAGGACAAGGUUCCUGGCGGUCAGGACAAAGUUCUUGGCGGUGAGGACAAGCUUCUUGGCGGUGAGGACAACCCUCUCGGGGGUGAGAAGAAGUUUUCUGGCUGUGAGGACAAGGUUUCUGGCGGUGAGGAGAAGGUUCCUGGAGGUGAGGAGAAGGUUCCUGGCGGUGAGGACAAGGUUCCUGGCGGUGAGGACAAGGUUCCUGGCGGUGAGGACAACGCUCCUGGGGGUGAGAACAAGUUUCCUGGCUGUGAGGACAAUGUUCCUCGCGGAGACGACAAGGUUCCUGGCGGUGAGGACAAGGUUCCUGGCGGUGAGGACAAGGUUUCUGUCUGUGAAAAAAGUUCCUGGCGCUGAGGACAAGGUUCCUACCGGUGAGGACAGGGUUCCUGCCAGUGAGGACAAGGUUCCUGGCGGUGAGGACAAGGUUCCUGCCGGAGAGGACAGGGUUCCUGGCGGUGUGCUCAAGGUUCCUGCCGGAAAGGACAAGAUUCAUGCCUGUUAGGACAAGGCUGCUGGCGGUGAGGACAAGGUCCCUGUCGGUGAGGAGAAGGUUCAAUUCCUGGCCGUGAGGACAAGGUUCCUGGCGGUGAUGACAAGGUUCCUGGCUGUGAGGACUAGGUUGCUGGCGGUGAGGACAAGGUUUCUGGCUGUGAAAAAAGUUAAAACGCUGAGGACAAGGUUCCUAACGGUGAGGACAAGGGACCUGGCGGUGAGGACAAGGUUUCUGGGGGAGAGGACAGGUUUCUUGCCGGUGAGAACAAGGUUCAUGCCUGUGAGGACAAGGUUCCUGGCGGUGAGGACAAGGUUCCUGGCGGUGAGGGCAAGGUUCCUUGCGGUGGGGACAAGGUUUCUGCCCAUGAAAAAAGUUCCUGACGCUGAGGACAACGUUCCUACCGGUGAGGAGCAAGUUCCUGGCGUUGAGCACAAGGUUCCUGCCGGUGAGCACAAGGUUUCCGGCGGUGAGCUCAAGGUACCUGCCAGUGAAGACAAGGUUCCUGCCGGUGAGGGCAAGGUUCCUGGCGGUAAGAACAAGGUUCCUGGCGCUGAAGACAAGGUUUCUGGCGGCGAGGACAAGGUUCCUGCCGGUGAGAACAAGGUUCAUGCCUGUGAGGACAAGGCUCCUGGAGGCGAGGACAAGGUUCUUGGCGGUGAGACCAAGGUUCCUGGCGGUGAGAACAAGGUGAAUUCCCGUGAGGACAAGGUUCCUGGCGGUGAGUACAAGGUUCCUGGCGCUUUGGACAAGGUUCCUGGCGGUGAAGACAAGGUUUCUGGCGGCGAGGAGAAGGUUUCUGGGUGUGAAAAAAGUUCCUGACGCUGAGGACAAGUUUCCUACCGGUGAGGAGCAGGUUCCUGGCGGAGAGGACAAGGUUGCUGGCGGUGAGAACAAGGUUUCUGGCGGUGAGCAUAAGUUUCCUGACGGUGAGGACAAGGUUCCUGUCGGUGAGGACAAGGUUCCUGGCGGUGAGGACAAGGUUCCUGGCGGUGAGUACAAGGUUCCUGGCGGUGAGAAAAAGGUUCCUGGCGGUGAGGACAAGGUUCCUGGCGGUGAGGACAAGAUUCCUGGCGGUGAGGACAAGGUUCUUGGCGGUGAGGACAAGCUUCCUGCCGGUGAGAACAAGGUUAAUGUCUGUGAGGACAAGGUUCCUGGCGGUGAGGACAAGGUUCCUGGCGGUGAGGGCAAGGUUCCUGGCGGUGAGGACAAGGUUUCUGGCUGUGAAAAAAGUUCCUGACGCUGAGGACAAGGUUCCUACCGGUGAGGAGCAAGUUCCUGGCGGUGAGCACAAGGUUCCUGGCGUUGAGCACAAGGUUUCUGACGGUGAGCACAAGGUUCCUGUCGGUGAGGACAAGGUUCCUGGCGGUGAGGGCAAGGUUCCUGGCGGUGAGAACAAAGUUCCUGGCGCUGAAGACAAGGUUUCUGGCGGCGAGGACAAGGUUCCUACCGGUGAGAACAAGGUUCAUGCCUGUGAUGACAAGCCUCCUGGCGGUGAGGACAAGGUUCCUGGCGGUGAGGACAAGGUUCCUGGCGUUGAGGACAACGUUCCUGGCGGUGAGGACAAGAUUUCUGGCUGUGAAAAAACUUCCUGACGCUGAGUACAAGGCUCCUACCGGUGAGGACAAGGUUCCUGCCAGUGAGGACAAGAUUCCUGGCGGUGAGGACAAGGUUCCUGACGGUGAGGACAAGGUUGCUGGCGGAGAGCACAAGGUUUCUGGCGGUGAGCACAAGGUUGCUGCCGGUGUGGACAAGGUUCCUGGCGGCGAGGACAAGGUUCUUGGCGGUGAGGCCAAGGUUCCUGGCGGUGAGGAUAACGCUCCUGGCGGUGAGGAUAACGCUCCAAACGGUGAGAAAAAGGUUCCUGGCGGUGAGGACAAGGUUCCUGGCGGUGUGCACAAAGUUCCUGGCGUUGAGGACAAGGUUCCUGGCGGUAAGGACAAGGUUCCUGGCGGUGAGGACAAGGUUCUUGGCGGUGACGACAAGCUUCCUGGCGGUGAGGAAAACCCUCCCUGGGGUGAGAAGAAGUUUUCUGGCUGUGAGGACAAGGUUCCUGGCGGUGAGGACAAGGUUCCUGGAGGUGAGGAGGCGGUUCCUGGCGGUGAGGACAAGGUUCCUGGCUGUGAGGACUAG